UAUUCCAUGCAAUGUGUUUCUUUCAUCAACCGGUCCGGUUAUUUUCAAACCGGUGGAGAAUCAAUCAAGUUUUAAACAAAUUAUUAUCAUACCCGAAUAUUUCGGUUACCGGGAGAUCCGGGCUACCCUCUCUCUUGUCGGGACAUCGCAUGAAGAAGUUGAGUUAGGCGUUGACUUUAUUAUUUCACUCACACUGGCUAGUGACAUAACAAGAGAUCAAUGACUAUCGACGAUCAAUCACACUUGAAGAAAGAGGGAGAAAAUAGUACGAAUCCUAAGAUCAAUAGGUACUGGAUUCAACGUUACGAUCUGUUCUCGAGGUAUGACGAAGGUAUCCAAAUAGAUGAAGAAGGAUGGUACUCUGUGACUCAUGAAGAGAUCGCCAUCAAACACGCAGAGAGGUGCCGUGGAAAAGUGGUGAUUGAUUGCUUCGCAGGCGUUGGUGGUAACACUAUUCAAUUUGCUAAAGUUUCUUCUUCUGUAAUCGCUAUCGACAUUGAUCCAAUGAAAGUUCAAAUGGCUAUGAACAAUGCAAACGUCUAUGGAGUUGCUAAUCAUGUGGAUUUUGUCGUUGGUGAUUUCUUCAGUUUAGCUCCAUCUCUCAAAGGAGAUGUAUCGUUUCUUUCGCCACCAUGGGGAGGACCAAAUUAUUGCAAAGUCGAGAGUUUCAAGAUGGAUAUGCUUCAGCCAAGAGACGGGUACUCAUUGUUUAAGAUUGUUCAGUCCAUUACUCCUAAUAUCAUCAUGUAUCUACCGAAAAAUGUUGAUUUAGCACAGUUGGAAGAACUGGCUUCCCUCUCGUCACCUCCCCUAACUCUUGAGAUAGAAGAAAGUUGUAUUGGAGGCAAAAUGAUAGCCAUAACGGCUUAUUUUAGUCGCAAUGCAAUUUGAACUUGCAUCAAAAAGGAACUAUCUUUUCUGCAGCAGGGGAUAGAGGAAUUGACUCCUGAAGGAGUUAAUACAAUUUCUUGAAGAGAAUUUUUGAAAUAAAUAGUUAUGAUUAUUGUUCCAAGGAUACAGAAUUCUCAUUUCAUCUUUCCACUUUAUGCAGGAUUCUAUCACAUGGAUAUUUGAUACAAAUUCAAUGCAUCAUUCGUAGAAAAUAAAGAAUUCACUCUCCUUUCCCGUUAGUUUAUUCGGUUAGACUCCGUUGAUAUCGACUGUAAAAAAGUCGAGCACUGAUGAGUGAUGACAAAAUUUAUGGUACAAACAAACAAACCCAUUUGAAAAGUUCAAAAGCCCUAGCCGCUCCCUUGCAGACAACCUAAUCUCAAUCUUGUUUUCACCGGUAUCCAACCGCUGUGUCGGUGCCGGUGUGACCUCUUUCUCUUUACUUUUGUGUAUUGCUUUGGUUUUUCUCUGGAGACUCUUCUCCAUCUCAUGUCUACAUGUUUGCUUGCUCUGUUGUCUCGGCGACGACGUCUCUGUUCGACUGUUCGGAAUGGAGGCGUUCGAAGGGCAGGUAGUGGAGUAACGACAAGACAUGUGUGAAGGCGUUGGCAGCUCCAGAUCUUUGUCUUUUUUUGCUCACUGGAUUUGGAGUGUGUAGAUCCAUCCGGCUUUCGUUCUCAUUGGUUGGUUUGGAUCAAUAACCAGUACUUGCUUCAAGGGCCUUGUUGAUUUGUUUACUAUCGAAUCACCUCACGAUCGUGGAUUUGGCGAGUAAGAGAAGCUUUGUUCUUCGGUUCUCGUUGACGAAUUGCGUAUUAAUCACCGGCUCUGGUGGACCAUCCCAGCAUCAUCGUUUGGGCUGUGGCCUUCUCGUUGAUGGGUCAAAAUCUUUUGCUUCUCUUUUGCAGGUAUGAGUGUGGCCUGGUAAAUUAAUUUGGAGUUUAGGGUUUAAGUUGGAUAAAACACGAGCCUGGUAAAUUUGUCGUAACUCGGUCCACGUAAAUGCGCCGUAAAUUUUCCACGUAAAUUUGUCGUAACUUUAAAAGCACGGGUCUGGUAAAUUCGUUGUAAAUGAAAAAACGUAAUUUUGUCGUAAAUGAAAAAAAACGCGGGUCUGGUAACUUCGUCGUAAUUUUACGACGAGUUUAAGAGGAAUGCAUUUUCUUAUAUAUAGGCGACGUGUCAAAACGAGCUUUCAUUCAUUCCUCCCAAAUCCCUCUCCACUCCUCCAAGGUAACCUCUCCCUCUCUCUAAUUUUUUUUAAAAAGAAUUGUUUAGUUUUAGGUGGUUUGUAUAGGUAAUUAGUUUAAGUGGUUAGUAUAGAUAAUUAGUUUAAGUGGUUAAUAUAGGUAAUUAGUUAGGUAUCGGAAUAAUAUUUUUAAAUUAUAUCGUUAUUGAUAAAACUAACUGUAAUUUUAAAAAAAACUUUAGAUGGGUGAUAUGUUGUGUUUUUGGCACAUUUUAACAUUGUUUUCUAAUUGGUUUUCAAGUCUUUAUCGAGUCUUUCUAGUCCUUUUCGAGUCAUUACAGGUCUGGAGUAGGCUAAAGAGUUGAAGGAAGGUGCAUGAAGAAAGAUGUAAGAAUUGGAGUCCUUCCUGCGGAGCAAUCAUGUGGAGCAGUCAGACGGGUUAUCCCGUAGGAGCAAUCACGCGGAGCAACCAGGCAGACUGCUCCCAAAAAUUAUGGAAAGUUCUGAUUAAUUCGGGAUUUGCCCUAGCUUUUCUAUUUUCUUCUCCCAGCCGCCUGUGGCAUACAAAAACACUUUUUUCUGCUUUACUUUGACAUUCUACGCUAGUUUAUAGAGAGAAACCAGACCCGAAAACUCCAUUGUUGGAUUUGCUUAUUGUAAAGGGAGAAGGAUCUCUACACUCUUGAGAAGAAUCUUGAACCCUAUCUCUUUUAUUUUAUUGAUUCAGCAUGUUUUCUUCA
Messenger RNA from Brassica napus (rape), 2820 nucleotides. RefSeq names its product trimethylguanosine synthase-like. Gene Ontology annotation, cellular component: nucleus. Lineage: Eukaryota; Viridiplantae; Streptophyta; Magnoliopsida; Brassicales; Brassicaceae. The transcript is spliced from 6 exons. Gene Ontology annotation, biological process: 7-methylguanosine cap hypermethylation; 7-methylguanosine RNA capping. The coding region runs from base 220 to 891 and encodes 223 amino acids. The record is from RefSeq and is a predicted model, not a curated record. Gene Ontology annotation, molecular function: RNA cap trimethylguanosine synthase activity.